AUGUUUUUUGGAAAGCAACUUUUUGCGAUCGCUGCAGCUUCCCUGUUUACUGUCAGCAGCGGCCUUGUCAUUCAAAAGAGAGAUUCAAAUGCGUUUCACGCUCUUAACUACGGUAUCGAUCAGAACGACUGUCCUACUUUGAGCUACAUCAAGCAACAGCUCACUACGCUUAAAGCUUAUACUACCCGAAUUAAAACAUUUACUGUUACUGCCUGUGAUGAAGGCAAUCUCGUCAUGCAAGCUACCCAAUCACUUGGUCUUCGUAUUUACUUGGGUAUAUGGGUUGGUUCAGAUGCCAAUGCAUUUGAAGCUGAGAAGACUAAAUUGAUCGAAUUGGCCCACGCAUACAGCUUUAGCAAUGUAGAUGGCAUUGUCGUUGGAUCCGAAGCACUUUACCGUGGUGAUGUUAGCCCAGAAACCUUGGCCGGCUAUAUAUCUGACGUUAAGAAGUCUCUCAGUGAGGCUGGAGUGAAUGUUCCAGUUGCUACAGCUGAUGUCUAUUACAAGUGGGACCCUGCCGUUGUCGCUCAAGUUGACUUCUUGAUGAUGAACGCUUUUCCAUAUUGGGAAGGAGUCACUGUUGAUAAUGCUGUUAGCACAUUGUUUAACCACUAUGACCAUGUGAAAUCACUCUCAACCGGCAAACCUGUGGUGAUUGGUGAAACUGGAUGGCCCACUCAUGGAGCUAGCUUUGGAGCUGCCGUUGCAUCCGUUCCCAAUCAAGAAACUUACUUGAAGGGUGUCUUAUGCCAGGUUCGCCAAAAGAAUAUCGAUUUGUGUUGGUUCGAAGGCUUGGAUGAGGCAUACAAAGGCUCUGACGUUGAAGGCAAUUGGGGAUUUUUGGAUGCCAGUGGUAAUCCGAAAUCAAGCGAUUAUACGUCCAUCUUCCAAAACCCAUGCUAAAUACUUUUAACCAUUGUGUAUCCACGCAUAAUGGAGAAUAUAGAUGAGAAUAAGUGUACCAACAUUAAGCAUAAAUAUAUGAAUUUUACGAACAGCCGCGUUCAGUAUAAAUUUCC
Umbelopsis ramanniana AG is the source of this 1019-nucleotide messenger RNA. RefSeq lists its product as uncharacterized. Gene Ontology annotation, cellular component: fungal-type cell wall; cell surface; extracellular region. The record is from RefSeq and is a predicted model, not a curated record. NCBI's taxonomy places the organism in Eukaryota, Fungi, Mucoromycota, Umbelopsidomycetes, Umbelopsidales, Umbelopsidaceae. Gene Ontology annotation, molecular function: 1,3-beta-glucanosyltransferase activity; glucan endo-1,3-beta-D-glucosidase activity. The transcript has 6 exons. Gene Ontology annotation, biological process: carbohydrate metabolic process; cell wall organization. The coding region runs from base 1 to 903 and encodes 300 amino acids.